Molecule: messenger RNA, 975 nt
Organism: Xiphophorus maculatus (southern platyfish)
Lineage: Eukaryota; Metazoa; Chordata; Actinopteri; Cyprinodontiformes; Poeciliidae
Gene: prdx3
Product: peroxiredoxin 3
Exons: 7
Coding region: 62-808 (248 amino acids)
Biological process (GO): response to oxidative stress; cell redox homeostasis; hydrogen peroxide catabolic process
Cellular component (GO): mitochondrion; cytosol
Molecular function (GO): thioredoxin peroxidase activity
Source: RefSeq, a predicted model, not a curated record
AAUGACUGAUUUGUGUCCCGCACGUGGCUCAAACCGCCCUCCUGUUGUCACAUAAUCCAACAUGGCGGCCACCGUUGGCAGACUGCUUAGAACCUCUGUUCGGGUUGCAGCUGGAGGGCUGAAAGUUGCAGCUGCUUGCCAGCAUGGAGUUGGCGGCGCUGCCAGGGUCCUUUCUGCUCCUGUUCUCCAGAAAUCCUUUUUCUCCACCGGCUCCUCCAGAUGGGCGGCCGCCGUCACUCAGCCGGCGCCUGGCUUUAAGGCCACAGCUGUCCACAACGGGGAGUUCAAGGACCUGAGUCUGGCUGACUUCAAGGGAAAAUACCUCGUCCUUUUCUUCUACCCUCUGGACUUUACGUUCGUGUGUCCGACGGAGAUCAUCUCGUUCAGCGACAAGGCCAAGGAGUUUCACGACGUCAACUGUGAGGUGGUGGGCGUGUCUGUGGAUUCUCACUUCACCCAUCUGGCCUGGAUCAACACGCCACGAAAGGCUGGAGGUUUAGGAAACAUCCACAUCCCUUUGCUGUCGGACCUCAACAAGCAGAUCUCCAGAGACUACGGGGUUCUGCUGGACGGCCCGGGAAUCGCACUGAGGGGCUUAUUCAUCAUUGAUCCAAACGGUGUGGUGAAGCACAUGAGCGUCAACGACCUGCCGGUGGGUCGGAGCGUAGAGGAGACGCUGCGUCUGGUGAAGGCCUUCCAGUUUGUCGAGACGCACGGAGAGGUUUGUCCAGCCAGCUGGACGCCGAAGUCGCCCACAAUCAAACCGACCCCUGAAGGAUCGAGGGAAUACUUUGAGAAAGUCAACUAACUGUUCGGUGAAAAUUACAGAAAAUAAAAAGCUUCUUAGUUUAUUGAUAAAUCUGUUUGACAACCUCCUGGCUUUGAUUCGUCUGGACCAGUUUGUGUUUCUGUUGAUCAACAAUUCGCAUCUCUACUGUAUGAAGAUAAUAAAAAUCACGCUGAGUAACCCCUGUA